AUGGCAACUCUGUUGAUCAUUGUUUCUAUUCUUAUUCAACAUACAAAUGCUUUAACUUAUACAUUGGAUCCGGCUGAGGAACGAUGCCUUUUUGAAACAUUGGAUAAGCCAUCAAAAUUGUCAUUAAAAUAUCAAGUAAUUAAAGGAGGAUUUUUAGAUAUCGAUUUAGUAGUUUUUGAUCCUGAUGGAGAAAUUUUGCAUCAACAAGAAAGAGAAUCGGAAGGAAAGUUUUCUAUUAAUGCUGAUAAGAAAGGAACUUACAAGUUUUGUUUCUCUAAUAAGAUUUCUACUCUUACACCAAAGACUGUUUCAUUCCAUAUUUCUAUUGGUGAUUUUGUGGACACUAAUAUUGCCAAAUUGGAACAUCUUUCACCAGUUGAACAAACAAUUCAAAAAUUAUCUGAAGGAUUAAGCCAUAUUCAAAAUGAACAACAAGAAUUCCGUGCUAGAGAAGCUACUCAUAGAAAUAUUUGUGAAGCUACAAACGAAAGAGUUACCUAUUACAAUUUAUUCUCCAUCUUUUUGUUAGUUUGUCUUUCAGGUGUUCAAAUCUAUGUUUUGAGAAUGUGGUUCGAAGUUAAAAGAGAAAUUUAA
Molecule: messenger RNA, 594 nt
Organism: Naegleria gruberi
Lineage: Eukaryota; Heterolobosea; Eutetramitea; Acrasida; Naegleriidae
Exons: 2
Coding region: 1-594 (197 amino acids)
Biological process (GO): endoplasmic reticulum to Golgi vesicle-mediated transport; Golgi organization; intracellular protein transport
Cellular component (GO): COPII-coated ER to Golgi transport vesicle; endoplasmic reticulum-Golgi intermediate compartment; Golgi apparatus
Source: RefSeq, a predicted model, not a curated record